UCGCACGAACUACUGACUCUCAAACAUUGCUUGAGUAGUUCCCCAAGUUCCUUCAACGAAGAACACACUCAUCAGAAUUUGAAGACAUGGCAUCUCCAAGACAUUAUUAGUGCACCAAGCGAGAGAAGAAAAAGAAAAGCAAGGAGAAAGGAGAGGGCAAUACUGGGCUUCAAGGUUCACUAAGUUCAUAAAAGGCAUGCAGUUCUUCUGGUCUUUGAUGUGAAAGACCAAAAUAAUAGUGGUCACGCAACUCAUCUAAUCAUUGGACCCCGCAUUCUUAUAUUCUGUUUGCCCUACGCCAUACAACAGUCAUGGAGAAAAACGAGGAACCACUAAAGAACGCUAUUAAAAGUGUCGUGGAUCAAGUGAAACAAACCAAAGACACAGUACAGAACUCACUUGCAAAACAUCCUCUUUUAGUACUAAAGCUAUUCUACUUCUUCGCAUUAUCUUCAUUCAGUCUCAAAGUGGUUUAUAUGCCUCUCUAUUUCAAGCAAGUCGGCCUUCCUGCAUUAUACGCUGGAAUACUUGCCGGUUUACCACCAUUUGUUCGUGGCUUUGGCGCCUUGUUCCUAGGAAUGAUUGCUGAUAAACUAAAGAAGAGAAGAAUUUUGUUUCUCAUUAGUUUGGCAGCAAAUGCAACGAUCCCUCUACUGUGCUUGAUUCCACGAGUUGAAUAUCCUGUAUGUGAUGUUGGCAUCACCGAAGAGCCUGUGACAGACCCACUUGGAAUGCCCUUAGAAGUCGCAACACCCGAUGGCCCUGCGAAAUCAUCAAGUGCACAAGUGCUAUACCGAAUAACAAAUAUAUCUCGUCCUGCCCCAAACGUCCAAAUUGCAUACUAUUCAAAAAUUGAGAAUGUAACUUAUAAUAUGUGGUCUGAGCCAAGAAGCCCUGUUCUGCUUCACCAUCUCGUACGGCGCUCCACUGCGAGGGAUUUGAUAUUGGACGGACAAUCAGAAAAGCUGGGAAUCUUUGAGUUUUAUAGCAGGACCUACGGUCGACGCUCGGAGAUCCUGAGUAAGAAAAAUUCAGUGACACCUCAGAAUGGCAACAGCAGCAACAAAAUAAGUGGCAGAGGAUCGAAAACCAACCAUCCUUACAAGAAAACUCCCCAAGAAAGCCAGGAUAUGUUAUUCACCAUAUUUAUGACAUUACUCAUUCUCCUUAUCAUUGGAGAGUUUCUGGGAGGGCCUCUGAGAAGUCUGGCGGAUUUGUCUGUACUUGAAGCCAUGGAUGGCGAUAAGGCUAACUAUGGAGAUGUUGCUUUAUGGAUGCAAGUUGGAAAGAUCUUUCUUGCCCCCAUGAUAUUGGUUUUGAUCCGCACUUACUCACUUCAUGUAUGCGACAAACUGAAAGACAAUUACGAAUAUUCUUUGUACCCGUUGGCUGCUUUUAUGGCAUUCUCUGCGGUGUUUGCAUUUUCGAUAAGGUUUAAAGCAGACGAAGAGGAUCCAAAAGAAAAGAUGAGAAAAGAAGAAUCUCAAGAAACCCUGUUUGAUGUGCUCUUUAAGUUCAAGACAUUUACGAUAUUGGUGCUGUCUUUCUUCGCCGGUGGACUAAGCGCUGUUCACUAUACUUUUAUCUUCUGGUAUCUCACAGACCUAAGUCCCAAAGAUUCAGCAAUGGUCAUCGCCGUAGUGAUUGUGCUCAGAGAUAUAGUGUCCUCUAUAGCCUACAAGUUUUCAGGCAAGACUUUAGGCCUGUUAGGUCCCACCAAUACCCUCCAUUUGGCCCUAUUGCUGUAUAUAAUCAGCUUCUUGUCGUAUGCAGUGAUGGAGAAUCCGUGGUUUGCUAUUUUACCCGAGGUUAUACAGUACAUUGUCUUUCCACUGGCCUAUUCAAGUUUUGUAGUGUAUUUGGGACAGAAUACUCCCGACCAUCUGAACGCCACAGUGCAAGGUGUCUAUCAGUGUCUAUACUAUGGAGUAGGAUUUGGCUGUGGUCCAAUUCUGGCAGGAAUUCUCUUCGACAACGUUGGCGGGGCUAAUACUUUCCUAGUAUUUUCGGGUAUAAGUUUUCUCCUGUUGGUAUUCUCUUUGAUACGUCAUUCUAUUGCGCGCCAUUUUGAUCAUAUGGAAGGCGAGAAGUACGAAAAAGUGCCUUGUGAAGAGGGCGAUGAAGAGGAGAUAGUAAAAAAUGAAUCAGAUUAUUAGAUUAUUAGAUUUUUAACACAUCCAAAAGAUAUUUAGACUGCGAUCAGUUCCUCUAUUUCCUUUGGUCACUGUUGGCAAAGCAGAAAACGCACGCGUGUCGUGUGCAGUUUUAAAGCGCGUGGGGGUUAGAAGAACUAGAGAGAACUGUUCGGAGAAGCACGAUGCGUAGCGGAGUACUUCUCAACACUUCUCAGUGUUCUGACAACCCCUAAGUGCUUAAUAGUUGUUGUCAUGAAGCACGCUCUCCCAUCUAAUCAGAAUGCAAGAUUUAUAACAGUUAUUUUAUAAUUUGUGUUUGCUUUGGUUCAUUUCAUUUUUAAAACGGCAAGAACUCUACAGUCUCUUUUCAAGGUUCAUAAGCUUAUGCUAAUAUAUUCCUGAGAUAUUAUCAGUGCAUUUCGGUAUGAUUGCUCUCGCUCGACGCCUAUUGUAUUUUAUUCAAAAUGCUUUUAUCAAAUAUUCAAAAUGCCUGCAGUUAGUACGUUCUAGGAGAAUACUUGCAGAAAAAAAUCUAAAAAUAGAAUAUUACGUCGCUAGAUAAGAUUCAUUCAUACUAUAUAGAGAUUUUCUCCAAAUCUAACAAAAUAAUUUAUUUAAAUCCUUGAUAUUUUGUUUGCCAUGAAUUGGGGAUCAAGCGUUUUUCUAGAUCACAUCUGAAUCGCACGCAAUUUUAUUUUUCCCAAUUUCCGUUUUUUCUCUAUUUUCUUGCGUUGAAAACUUUGAUUUUAAUAAAAUUUACAUUAGUACAAACUUCAAACCAAGAACAACAUUGUCAACGCGAUGAUUAAAAAAGUUCAGUUUGGUGAUCUCAAAUCUGUAUCAAAAUACCUUAAAAUGACCUUCAAAGUGGCCUGAAGAAUAGAGGAAAUGCUCGUAGCGUAAGAAAUAAUGAAUAAUAUUACUAAUGGGUGUCUUAUGUUAGCAAUAUUGGGCAAUAAACCUAUUUCAUAAUGAAGUCAACAAACAAUUGCAAAAGUGGGCACAAAGUUUAGCUGAAUAUCAACAUGUGACAAUUCCUGAUUUUAACUUGAGUGUCGUGUCAAAAACAAAAAAAUAUCGUCACAUGCAUCUGACGUCAUUUUGAAAUAGGUCAGUAUUGAUGUUCUUUUUACUUUUACACAUUUUGGUUUUGUGUGGGAAAAUAAAUCUGAAAAAUGGGAAACAAAUUAAAAUAAAGUAUAUGUAUAUAAAUAUAUGUAUGAGGGUAAGGCUUUCGGGGAUGGAUUUGUAAUUAAUUUAGGCUGCAGUAUUUUAUAGUCCCAGGUUUUUAGUGUUAGGAAGGACUGGUCGGCUGGACUGGUUUACCGAUUUAUUUCAAAUAGGGUUGUCCGAACGAUAGGGGAGAGUAGGUAGAUCAGGCCCAAAGUAGAUUGUGGGCCUACGUCACUACUUCGUAGUUAGAUUAAUAUUGACACACUUAGGCUCAGCCGAACCUGAUUGAAACAAUGUAUAACAAGGCGUUCUUCUAGAUAUUAGAUGUUAUUAUGUUCGG
This is a messenger RNA of Actinia tenebrosa (Australian red waratah sea anemone), 3648 nucleotides long. Its product is annotated as major facilitator superfamily domain-containing protein 6-A. NCBI's taxonomy places the organism in Eukaryota, Metazoa, Cnidaria, Anthozoa, Actiniaria, Actiniidae. Gene Ontology annotation, cellular component: membrane. The record is from RefSeq and is a predicted model, not a curated record.